Effrenium voratum is the source of this 393-nucleotide messenger RNA. The record is from the annotation of a GenBank genome assembly. Lineage: Eukaryota; Dinophyceae; Suessiales; Symbiodiniaceae.
AUGGCAAUCCUUUCAAGCUCGGUGAAGGCAACCGACCUGUGCCCAGAGCUUUGUGAAGUUGCAGCUUUGUGGAGCCUGGCAAACUCGUCAAAGCCAAGACUCAUCACGCAUGUUUGUCCAUUGUGUGCCUUGAAGGCUGCUUCGAAUGCAGUUUGCGGUUUGCCAUUUGCAGCUGGGUCUCGCGGGAGAUGGCCUCAUGAGGAGCGUCGUGCAAACUUAGUGGCAAGCUUCAGCUUCGAACUGCGGUUGGCAGACAGCAAUCAAUGCCAGCCGCGUGCGCUCACGCCUGGUGAGUCUGGCAGUCUUGGAUGGCAAUUCUUUCGGCUUUGCCGCCAGAAUCUGGUAGGCAACCGACCUGUGCCCAGAGCUUUGCGAAGUUCCAGCUGCACGUAG